Messenger RNA from Exophiala oligosperma, 393 nucleotides. RefSeq lists its product as uncharacterized. The coding region runs from base 1 to 393 and encodes 130 amino acids. Lineage: Eukaryota; Fungi; Ascomycota; Eurotiomycetes; Chaetothyriales; Herpotrichiellaceae. The record is from RefSeq and is a predicted model, not a curated record. The transcript has a single exon.
AUGCGCUUCACAACAGCUUUCGCCACAGCCUUGCUGGCGCUGACAACACCAUCGGUGCUCGCAGGUGGGCCCGGUGGAGGAGACUGGUCGUCAGACACAACCACGGUCACCGUCACAGCUACCAUGUCAACCACGCAAAUUGUGACCAAGUACCUCAUGUACGCCAACGCAACCACAUCCACCACCAUCUCCCACCCGACUGGAUGGAACAGCACCGCGCACACCACGGCAUCAGCGACCGAUUACAACAAGCCGACCCUCACGGUCGCCUCUUCAGUCGCCUCCGGCAGCCCGUCGAUCGCCACCGCGACCGGUGCCGCAAGCGCCCAAGAGAUCAACCUCGCAGUGGCCGCCCUCGCAGGUGCCGCCGCCAUGGUCUGGGGUUCAUUAUGA